AUGUCCUAUUCAAUCUUAUCUGGUAUUGGACAAACAUUGAUUCAUCCAUCAACAACUAAGAAGAAACUGGAAAAUGUCACUAGUUGUGACUUUCUGAUCAAAUUUCAUGCUGCUCAUGGUCUACCGAAGAUGGAUGUUGUUGGCACUGCUGAUCCGUAUUUUCGUGCUAAAAUCGAUGACGGACAAGCGGAGUUCAGCUCUUCAUGUAUCGUCAAUACCUUAAAUCCUGUCUGGAAUGAAGAAUGGAUCGUGAGAAAUGUUCCAUUUGCAGCAAAUCUCUGCGUUACUGUUUAUGACAAAGAUGAUGACACUGUUCAUGAUGAUUACAUUGGAAAAUUCCAAAUCGAUAUUGUACCUGUUGACGAAGUAUUCGUGCCGAUUAUUGGACCUUCGAAAACUACGCGAGGAGUAUUUCGAUUAAGUAUAGAAUUGCUUCCAUCCGUCGAAGUUCGUCCUUAUACAUUCGAUGGGCCCGUUCGUUUUUCGCGUCAUAAUUCAUUGGCAGUUGGCCGACUGGCGAAAGUGAAUGAUGAAAGACUCUAUUCAACCUGGGAAAUCUACUUGAAACGUAUUGACGUUUAUUUUGAUCGAAAUAAGAAACAAAAAUGGAAUUCAUCAUAUCAAGCAGCCAAAUCAAUAUUUGAAGGUCCUAUGGCUCACGCAAUUCAAUCAGUUAUCAAACAAGCGCAUCGAGUUCUAUAUGCUAAACAUACAACGAAUGAAUUUGGUGUUAUCAGUUCGAAUGCCGACUUCUGGCAUUUGCUAAUCGAUGGAAACACAAAUUUAAUUAAACCAUGUGUUUAUACGUAUAUUAUUGAAGAUCACACUUGGCGUUUUAGCGAAACCGGUGCUUCGUUCUUCGUUGACUUUGCCUCAAAACAUGCUUUGCAUGCCAACUGUGCUCAAACAGUUCAUUAUGCCGGUGAAUUUCAUCCCAGACCAAAAUGCGGUUGGAGCCAAUAUGAUUGCAAUGAAGUUCUUGAUUUAAAUCAAUGGGAAUUAGUGAUUGAUAAUGGUUCAGGAACAUAUGCACCUGACCUAGGACUUCUGAAUCAGUUACAAGAACUAUUAGUAUUCAAUUUUCCGGAAUUACAUGUUAUUACGUACGAUUUCAAGGAUCCCGAGUUGAAAUCAAGUAUCGAAGCAUGCCGAGAAUUUGCUAAAAGCCCAAAGUCACGAUCGAUUCGAACCCUUCAGUAUUUGAUACAAUCACCGUUAGUGAAAUAA
Messenger RNA from Adineta ricciae, 1227 nucleotides. The record is from the annotation of a GenBank genome assembly. Lineage: Eukaryota; Metazoa; Rotifera; Eurotatoria; Adinetida; Adinetidae.